AUGGAUUUGGAUCUGUGGAUCGUCAAGGUCAAGGAGGGGCAGCACCUCGCCGAGCACGAGCUCCAGUCCCUCUGCGAAUACGUGAAGGAGAUCCUCAUCGAGGAGUCCAACGUGCAGCCGGUCAACAGCCCCGUUACGGUGUGCGGCGACAUCCACGGCCAGUUCCACGACCUCAUGAAGCUCUUCGCCACCGGGGGCCAUGUCCCCGACACCAACUACAUUUUCAUGGGCGACUUUGUGGACCGCGGGUUCAACAGCCUUGAGGUCUUCACCAUUCUUCUGCUUCUGAAAGCUAGGUAUCCUGGCCACAUAACCCUUCUGCGUGGGAACCAUGAAAGCAGACAGUUGACGCAGGUAUAUGGCUUUUAUGAUGAGUGUCAGAGGAAGUAUGGGAAUGCGAAUGCAUGGCGGUAUUGCACUGAUGUUUUUGAUUACCUUACUCUUUCAGCAAUCAUUAAUGGCACAGUCCUCUGUGUUCAUGGUGGCCUUUCACCUGAUGUACGCACAGUUGACCAGAUGCGGACAAUUGAUCGCAACUGCGAAAUUCCUCAUGAAGGACCUUUUUGUGAUCUGAUGUGGAGUGACCCAGAAGAGAUAGAGACAUGGGGUGUUAGUCCCCGUGGAGCAGGUUGGCUUUUUGGAUCACGGGUGACAACCGAGUUCAACCAUGUUAACAAUCUUGAGUUAGUUUGUCGGGCUCAUCAGCUAGUCCAGGAAGGCCUAAAGUACAUGUUCCAAGACAAGGGUCUUGUAACUGUGUGGUCUGCACCUAAUUAUUGUUACAGAUGUGGGAAUGUUGCUUCUAUACUAAGCUUCAGUGAAACUAUGGAAAGAGAUGUGAAGAUCUUCACAGAGACGGACGAGAACAACCAAAUGCGAGGGCCGAGAAGUGCGGUCCCGUAUUUCCUUUGA
This is a messenger RNA of Triticum turgidum subsp. durum (durum wheat), 912 nucleotides long. Lineage: Eukaryota; Viridiplantae; Streptophyta; Magnoliopsida; Poales; Poaceae. The record is from the annotation of a GenBank genome assembly.